AUGAUUGGUGGAUAUCCUGGGCGGUCGCGCGCCCAAACGGAGAUCGCUCCGAGAGCACAAGAUCCGUUCGGCAUUGGCAUGUUCGAUGACAUGAUGAUGCAGCCUUUCGGCGGCCCUCCUGCAGGCGGUCUGUUUGGCUCCAUGUUUGGGCAGAUGAACCGCAUGAUGCAGGAGAUGGACACCAUGAUGGGUGCACAGAUGAGGGGUGGCAUGAUGGGCCCGAUGGGCCCGGAUAUGUUUGAUGGCGGGCGAGGCAGCAUGAUGAUGAUGAGUGGCUUCGGCGGUGGCGGCAAUGGAAGCUUCUCCUCCCAGACGUUCUCAUUUUCCUCCCACAUGGGUGCAGACGGACAGGUCCACACGGAACAGUUUGCUUCUAGCGCAGUGGGGGACCGGAGCCAGAACAUGCAUGAAGUCCAGCAGGCGUACAGCAACAGCCGGACAGGGCAGGAUAAGAUGUCUCUGGAGCGACAGUUGGAUGGCAGAGGGCGGAAGAUGGUCAAAGAAAGGACUCGCGGUACAGGUGAAGAGCGCCAGACAGACAUGUUCAAGGGCAUGUCGGAGAACGAUGCCGCUGACUUCGACCAAGAUUGGUUGCGACGCGCCGUCCCUGCCUUACCGCAGCACCAGCAGGCCCACACGUCUCUGAGCUAA
This is a messenger RNA of Symbiodinium pilosum, 651 nucleotides long. Lineage: Eukaryota; Dinophyceae; Suessiales; Symbiodiniaceae. The record is from the annotation of a GenBank genome assembly.